UGCGGUGUACUACGUCAAUGUCGAUAUGUUGGUGUGGCCAUCGAGCAAUCUCUCGCUCGCCUCUACAGCCUGCGAAAACACUUGCGCCUUUUCUGUACCAGACCGCGACACUCCUGCAAUGCAGACCUGAUACGCAUCCAAUUGCCCGCCGACAUGCAUCUUCCCGACCGCGAUACGAUCAUGACGUUCCUUUCGAGAAUGAUUUGCAGUCUACAGCUGCAGAACAAGAGCCCCCACGCAAUACCACCAUAACAGGGUCUGAGCGCAUGGCCUUUCGAAAACUUUACAACAAGUUCACUGCGCCAAAAGACGAUUUCGAAGAUUUUGUGGAUAAAUAUCAGGGGGGAAAAGAGACUACGCCCGAAAAAGAACACCAGGACCUGGACUCCUUGUUCGACGAUGUCAUGUCAGGCCGCGCAAACAAAUGGCGAGAAUCCUCAUCUAGACAGCGACUGCCGCCCAAAAAGAAGUCGGAUAAUAAUAUAGCUUCGCUCGCUGCUUCUAUUUUGAAUCCAGGCAUGAAAGAGGCAGAAAAGGAAGCGAAAAGAUUGGCCGAACAACAAGCAGCCGAGCUCCUUAUGGUACAGGAAGAAGAAAGGCGCAGGAUUCACGAGUUGUUCGACAAGGCAAAAACCGACCAUGAAUUGUGGAAAAUCUUGAAGGAAGAGGUCUUUGAGCCUAUUAGCAGUCUCGAUCUAGAUUCGGAUGGAGGGCACAAGAAGGAGGACAAGCCGUCGAAACCCACCAAAAUGUCGAAGCCUGCCAAACAGAGCAAGCACUCGUUCCCAACCUCUCCAGUUCAUACCAAAUACCAACCUUCGGCACACAAACCCUCCCCGAAAGAUGCUAAGGUUCUUUUUCAUAACUAUCCGACUCACUUGAUCGCAGCCGCUAAAGUUUUCGAUCAAAACUUUCCCGCCUCGUCGCUUAUCUUCUCUAUUCUUCCAUUCCUAAAGUCGCAAGGGCGAUCUGCCUAUGCUUUAGGCGCAACCGAAGAACUUUAUAACAAUAUCAUUCGCAUUACCUGGCAGAAGAAUGCAUCCUAUUCGCAGGUUUGCAACUUGCUUCAAGAGAUGGAUAAUGGCGGCAUUGAACUUAAGCAUCGAAUCUUAGAAGUGAUCGAGCUUAUCCAAGCAGAACAUGAAGACGCCACAUCAGGAAGAAUGGGCCAACCUUUGGCAGAAGUAGUGAAAAUGGAGUUAUACAUAAAGGACAUGCAGCAGUUGAUCGCGUGGAAAAAUGUCGUACGGAAGAGACUGGGGAUGGCGGAUGAACCUAUCAGACGCACCCCCAGACGGAUAGUAGGAAAGGAACAUAUAACUUUAUCAUUCCAAUGA
This is a messenger RNA of Periconia digitata, 1337 nucleotides long. Lineage: Eukaryota; Fungi; Ascomycota; Dothideomycetes; Pleosporales; Periconiaceae. The record is from the annotation of a GenBank genome assembly.